Stomoxys calcitrans (stable fly) is the source of this 2517-nucleotide messenger RNA. RefSeq lists its product as uncharacterized. The transcript has 3 exons. Gene Ontology annotation, molecular function: carbohydrate binding; galactoside binding. Bases 683 to 1201 code for a protein of 172 amino acids. NCBI's taxonomy places the organism in Eukaryota, Metazoa, Arthropoda, Insecta, Diptera, Muscidae. The record is from RefSeq and is a predicted model, not a curated record.
GAUUGCGGCAGAAACAUUUGACCGACGAAAACGCACCAAUCUCAGUCUUUUUAACGAUUUUGUGCAGUGCACGCGAACAAGCGGGAAAGAAUUUCAAAAGAAAAGAGCCAAAGAGCUAGAAAACAAGACGACGGCACGACGAAAAGUAUUGAACAUAAUAAAGCAGUUAAUAAAAUUUAAAAUAUUUGUGUGUUAAGUGACAUAGAACAUAUAGCAAGCCUUUAACAAAAUCAUUAAUAAAAACCAAAACGAAAUUGGCAAAACCCUAAAAAUAGAGGACUUGGCCGACAUUCUUUCUAUACUUAGCAACGCGAAGUGAAGACAGGCGACAAGAAGUCAUCACCAUAACAAUCAAAAUCUUCCUGUACUUUCAUUAGAAACCACAGAAAUCGCAAAAACAACAACAAAAUCACAAUUUUUAUGAAUGAAAAAUAUUAUAACGGUAUUCAAAAUCACAUAACUCACGUGGGAUACUACAACCAAAACAUUUUCCCUAAUAUAGAUCAAUUAGCAUAAGGCACUUUAUAGCGCCGCCGGCAACCUUUAAAUAGAACAAACAUAUCAUUCGUUUGAAAUUUUAAGCCUAUUUUAAAACACCCCCAAGAAUUUGUGGAAAUAGUGCGUCAGAAUAAUAAAUAAAUCAUUAAAGAAAUUCCACUACAGUAUAUAAAAAAAAUUAAACAUGCCUUCAAUAGCAUAUGCUGCCAAUAUAAUACCUAACAUUCUGCGAGAAGGUGAUAAAAUACGCAUCAAAGGAGUUAUAAAGGAUAAUGCCAAAGAAUUCUCCAUUAAUUUUGUCAAUGAGAUUUGCAAUAAUCCCGAAUUUAUCACAUAUCACUUCAAAUGGAUACUGGACGAACAGGUGAUCGUGGAAAACUACAAGGACAAUGGCAGUUGGAUGGAUCACAUGGAGCAGGACUAUGAUGAUUUAGAUGGUGUGUUCAUCAGAGAUGCUGCGAAUGACUUUAGUGUAGCUUCAUAUAACAAUAAUAAUACAAUUCUCAAUUACUCUGUUUUAGGUUCGGUAUUCGAAUUAGAGUUUGCAUUCCAAGAUGGUGUAAUCGAUGUAUACAAAAUCUAUGAGAAUGCACCGAAUCGGAUUACCACUUAUGAGACAUAUUUUGAUAUAUCCGAAAUUAAGGCUCUGCAUGUGUGGGGUGAUGUAAAGAAAAUUUCCGAAUUAACAUUUAAAUAUGCGUAAGAAAAUAUAACGCACGCAGAGAAAAAGGCGUUUCGCAUUUCUUUGGUAGUACACCACUCCAACCAGCAAUCAUCACCAACACCAUCAGAUUUGGAAUGGAAAUUUCUAAGUACUCCUCCUUCUCUACUCGUAGGAAACGGAUAUGAAAAAUUUGAGAAUUGAAAUCAUGCUCCGCCUACCAUGCACCCACCCACCGUCAUCUGUCUUAAGUCCAAGCAUCCAAGCUACAGCCAAAUACAUUUUGCACAAUAUUGCUCCAUAAAUGCAUGAGUGGAACAAAGCAUCGGCACAUUUGUUUUCUCUCUCUCUCUCUCUUUCUCUUCAUAUUGCUGCUUUCUGAGCCAGAAAGAGAGAGAGGUUGUGUAAUGCCACCACAUGAGAAUGACGCAUGGUUUCAUCAGAGCUUCGUUUCGAUCGAGCUUGGUUAAAUGCACAAACAAAAAUUGUUGACAUAAUUUAAGCUUAUUUAUUGAAUUUUUCUUUUAUUAUUUAUUUCGAGCCAAAGACUAACUUUUAAAAAUAUAUAGUUUUGCAAAAAAAAAAAACAAACAAACAAGAAAAUAGUGAAAAUCAAACAGUAAAAAUGUAUGAAAUUUGCAUGUAGGAACAUUAAUACCUUCCAUUACGGAUCGCAAUUCUUUGAAAAAUUCCUUUUAAAGCGAAUUAAAUUGGAGGUCAUAACAAAAGUUCAUAAGCUUCAUUUAUUUUUUUAAAAUAAGAAUAAAACUUGCGCUCUAUUGGUGCUCAAAAAGUCAAAUCGAAAGAUUGCGGAUUCGAUUAUGUAAGUGAUACCCAUGACAUAAUUACCAGGUAGUGUACUGUAAACAGCUGAGUGCAAUUUUUUCUAUCUGUUAACGAGUUUUGGUUGUGUGUGCGUGUUAUAGUUAAGAACCAUAACACACACAAACAACGAAAAAUGGCGCCAACUAGUAACAAACACAAAAUCAGAGUUGCACUAAUCACUGAUUUUGACAGAUAGUGCACUCAACAUUUUGUUGUUGGGCAACUGCCACUACCUGUAACUUAUUAUAUCUUGAGUGAUACCAUGAAAGUUGGUAGUCAGAACAGAAAUCCACACCCAAAAAACCUUAAAGAACUUUGGCACAUGUAGUCAAAAUCAUGAAAGAACCCAUCCUGCAAAACCAACCAAAAAAGGAAAAAAAGUCUUGAAAACAUUUUUAGUGUAUUUUUGGAAAUGUUUUCAGUAUAUGGCAGUAGUUUGAUGUUUUCUAUAUUAAAAACUAGUUAAUUUUCUGGGUUCCUUGUUUUUAUUGCAGAACAUAUAUUUUUUAAUUUAUUCAAUAUUAAUAAAAAUG